UUCGAUCAUGCAGCGCAUCCUUCUCGCCACGCUUGCCGCCACCGCCGUCUCGGCCAGCUUUACGCCGGCCGAGCGCACGCAGCUCACAACGCCGCUCAACGCAUGGCUUCAUGAAUUUGGCGCCGAGUCUUUGCCGUCGGGCGUCAACGCGUCGCAGACCGAAGAGCUUCUGACGCGUCUCGCGUCGGCCAACAAGGCGAUUGCGGGUCUCUCGGCGACCCAACCGAGCGCCACGUUUGGUCUGGGCCCCAUGGCCCUCUACACGCACGAGGAGUUCAAGGUGUUCCUCGGCCGUUCGUUCAAGCGCGGAAAGCGCGUGCUCCGUUCGGCGGACGUCGACUACGCCACGCUCGCGGCGUCAACGGCCACGGACGUCGUCGACUGGACGACGUCGACAUGCGUCAACCCGAUCAAGAACCAGGGCAAGUGCGGGUCGUGCUGGGCCUUCUCGGCCACGGGUGCCGUCGAGUCGUGA
Saprolegnia diclina VS20 is the source of this 475-nucleotide messenger RNA. RefSeq lists its product as hypothetical. Gene Ontology annotation, molecular function: cysteine-type peptidase activity. Bases 8 to 475 code for a protein of 155 amino acids. The transcript is spliced from 2 exons. The record is from RefSeq and is a predicted model, not a curated record. NCBI's taxonomy places the organism in Eukaryota, Oomycota, Saprolegniomycetes, Saprolegniales, Saprolegniaceae. Gene Ontology annotation, biological process: proteolysis.